This is a messenger RNA of Musca domestica (house fly), 825 nucleotides long. RefSeq names its product N-alpha-acetyltransferase daf-31 (gene vnc). Gene Ontology annotation, cellular component: NatA complex. Gene Ontology annotation, molecular function: protein-N-terminal-glutamate acetyltransferase activity; protein N-terminal-serine acetyltransferase activity. The transcript has a single exon. The record is from RefSeq and is a predicted model, not a curated record. Gene Ontology annotation, biological process: N-terminal peptidyl-glutamic acid acetylation. NCBI's taxonomy places the organism in Eukaryota, Metazoa, Arthropoda, Insecta, Diptera, Muscidae. The coding region runs from base 1 to 594 and encodes 197 amino acids.
AUGAAUAUUCGUUGUGCUAAACCAGAAGACUUAAUGGCAAUGCAACAUUGCAAUUUGUUAUGUUUGCCUGAAAAUUAUCAAAUGAAAUACUAUUUCUAUCACGGUCUUACCUGGCCUCAGCUCAGCUAUGUAGCCGAAGACGACAAGGGCAAUAUUGUGGGUUAUGUAUUGGCAAAAAUGGAAGAACCCGAAUCCGGAGAGGAUAGCAAACGUGGUCACAUAACAUCGCUAGCUGUGAAACGCUCAUAUCGUCGUUUAGGUUUGGCCCAAAAACUUAUGAAUCAAGCCUCAAAAGCAAUGGUGGAAUGUUUUGAGGCCCAAUAUGUUUCUCUGCAUGUGCGUAAGAGUAAUCGUGCCGCCUUAAAUCUCUAUACCAAUACAUUGAAAUUUAAAAUUAUCGAAAUCGAGCCCAAAUACUAUGCCGAUGGUGAAGAUGCCUAUGCCAUGAGAAGAGAUUUGGGUGAAUUCACCUCAACAAAGGCUGAUAAUCUAGAAAAUCAAGAAAACAAUCAAGAUAACAAUAAAAUCCAUUACCGCGAAUCUGGUACAGCAAAUCAUCAUGACCACAGUAACCAUGAUGGCCAUUGUUGUUAGGAGAUAAGUGAGAGAGUAAAUGCUUCUAAGAAAUUAAAUCGUGAACCCUUUUUUUAGAAUACGACAAAAUAUAUUGUAUUUUUUUGCAAAUACCAACAACAAUAUCUGUGCGUUUUAAAUCAUUAUUUUUUUAUUGAAAUUAUCAAACUAUUCUCUACCGUCAUUGUGUAAAUAACAAAAUACGAAAAAAAUGCAUAAUUCUUUAAUAAAGAAAAGAGAAGUAAUAUGUAA